This is a messenger RNA of Neocloeon triangulifer, 1718 nucleotides long. It is a transcript of the gene Surf4, whose product is annotated as surfeit locus protein 4 homolog. Gene Ontology annotation, cellular component: endoplasmic reticulum; membrane; endoplasmic reticulum-Golgi intermediate compartment. The record is from RefSeq and is a predicted model, not a curated record. Lineage: Eukaryota; Metazoa; Arthropoda; Insecta; Ephemeroptera; Baetidae. The transcript is spliced from 6 exons. The coding region runs from base 10 to 948 and encodes 312 amino acids. Gene Ontology annotation, biological process: Golgi organization.
UGAUGAUUGAUGAUUAUGUUCGGUUCUUUUGUCUGGGCAUCAUUGUGGGAAAAGUGUGUGGCCACACACGGGCUUGAUCCAUCACAGCUCGGUCUUCUAUCGUCAUGUCGACGGCAGGACCCUGAACUGCAAGCUAGCGGAGCGGGCUGUGGCGGAUGGCCAUGUGGUAGACUGAAUUGUUGUGUCCUGCGCAAGGGGAAAAGAAUUUUGCCACAUAUCACCAGAGUGUGUCUGAUCUCGACGUUUUUAGAAGAUGGACUUCGAAUGUGGUUCCAGUGGUCUGAGCAGAGAGAGUACAUGGAUAUAUCAUGGGGCUGCGGCUGGUUUUUGGCCACUAUGUUCGUCUUAAUAAAUUUUGUGGGCCAACUUGGUGGUUGCGCAAUGGUCCUGCUAAGGAAAAAAGUCCCCAUCGCCUGCGGCAUCCUUUUUUUCAUUGUUUGCUUACAGACUGUUGCAUACAGUAUCCUGUGGGACCUCCAGUUCUUGUUCAGAAAUCUAGCCCUUGUUGGUGCCCUCCUUCUGGUUUUGGCAGAAAGCAGAGAGGAUGAAGGCCGGGGACUUUUUGCUGGUCUUCCGAGCGUUGGUGAAAACAAGCCCAAAAACUACUUGCAAUUGGCUGGCCGUAUUUUGGUUGUGUUCAUGUUUGCGACUCUCCUGAGACUGGAAAUUUCAUUCAUGCAGAUCCUCCAAAACAUUGUGGGCUCAGUUCUGAUGGUACUUGUAACAAUAGGCUACAAGACGAAGCUCAGCGCGUCAAUUCUUGUUGUCUGGCUUCUCAUUCUCAACUUCUGGAUGAACGCCUGGUGGACGAUUCCGUCAUACAAGCCUAUGAGAGAUUUCCUCAAAUAUGAUUUCUUCCAGACCCUCUCCGUAAUCGGUGGUCUAUUGAUGGUGGUGACCCAAGGCCCUGGUGGAGUUUCAAUGGAUGAGCACAAGAAGAAGUGGUAACCAAACCUGGCUGACCAUCAUGUGACGUUUCGACAUUUUACUACAUUCAAGCCAAUCUGCCAUUAGUUGGCAGCUCAGGACUGCUUUUUAAAUGAAUAAUUUGCGAGCAUUGACAUGACCCCUGAUGUCAAGUUAUCAGAUUAACCCCCUCGAGAUGAGAAAAAAAAAUGAGUUACCUUAGAGAGGCUCAGUCUGAUAACCGGAUCAAAUGUUGGUGCUUUGUUUACUUGAAAAAAAAAGUGGACGAUUGUCAUCUUUGCUGACAUAAACCAGAAAAAAUGUGCAGACUUCAAUAAAUGUAAUUGGCAGGUUUUCCGAUAACAUUCCAAACUGAGUAUCUUAAAUUAUUAGAAAAUACAUCGAAUGCCUAGUUGUCCUUGCGCAAGAUUUAAUCACAUUGGCUGUCUAGUCUGGUUGGAUAUUACACAGUACUCGGCCAGUGCACGCUGCAGACAUCUGCUCUUUUCUGGUUUAAAAAUAUGUUCUCUGAAUUCUUUGGAAUGUUUUUUUAUUUUAUUUUGUUGUCUUGCUAAAAAUCAAUAUUUUUAUGCUAUAUAUUCGCGGCUUGUUCUGGCAAAUCUUCCAUGAAUCAUUCCUGCUCAAUUCGGACAAAAUCGAGCCCAUGCUUCCUCGCGAGUGGUGGAAAAAUUCAAGAAUAUUUAUUCUGACGGCAAAUGAAUUUAUGUACAGAUUUAAAUUUUGCAAAUAUGUAACUCUGAAGUGCAUGGUGAAGGAUUGCUUUGUGAACAAAUAAAUUCUACAUUCAAAUA